GGCCGCGUGACGUUUGGCGCGGGGCAGGGACCUCCCCUAGGUGGCUCUUUUGACCAUUUACGCUCCUUCCCCCAAUAACACACUUCCGAGUCAGAUAUCGGGAAAGGAAGGAAGGUUUGUUAACUACCGUUACUUAUAACAACCAUGUCCACCAGCGGCAACUCGAGCUCGUCGUCUGGCUUUCGACCCCCCACCCAACCAGGCGGCUUCAACCAGGCGCGGCAGUCGACCUACAUGAACCAGACCGUCUCGGCAUCUUCUUCGUCUGUCAUGGACGACGCCUUCACGCCGCAGAUGCGGGACCGGCAAGCCCGUGGCAAGGACCCCUACCACUCGGGCGAGGCUUCCGAAGGAAGCGACCUCAGUGACCGCGAGACCAACCCCACCAGCAAACUACGGCUGUCUAGUGUUCAUGCCAAAAAGGAAGACUUUGCCCGAACAGAGCGGCGCCAAAAGGCCGUCACCUACCUCGACAACCCCGAACUCCUGAUGAUGUAUGCUCAGAGCACUGAAGAUAGUUUACCGGGCGCCCGGCUGCACUUCAUGAAGAUGCUUUGCGGGUACGACGACGAGUCGCUCGACGACGCGAGGAGGGCGGCACCGCCACCUCCCGUGCACAAUUCUUCCCGCCGAGACUCGGACAAGCGGCGGGGUGGCGACCGGACGAAUGCCCGGUGAAGGAUGAGAUGCAGUGCGGGACAGACGAACUCUGCGCGGUAGAGUAAGAAUGUCGACUUUGUUUGGGCCGCGCCUAACUAAUUAACCGCUUUGCUCUUGUCAUUCAAGACUGAGCAAGGACCGGAGGAUCAUCGGCCUAUUCUAUUCCGUCAUGAGAUUUGCGUGUCACGGGCUGGUGCUGUGUGUGCGUCUGUCUGUACGUGCGUGAAUUUUGCUUGCCAGAGCUAGGGGCAGAGGCGGUAAAGGUCAGAAGAUCGCUGCGGUAUGAUGCUAUUGAAAGCAAUGAGCGGCGGCGUGAGGC
Lasiosphaeria miniovina is the source of this 979-nucleotide messenger RNA. RefSeq lists its product as uncharacterized. The transcript has 3 exons. The record is from RefSeq and is a predicted model, not a curated record. Bases 145 to 678 code for a protein of 177 amino acids. Lineage: Eukaryota; Fungi; Ascomycota; Sordariomycetes; Sordariales; Lasiosphaeriaceae.